Syzygium oleosum is the source of this 1062-nucleotide messenger RNA. Its product is annotated as leucine-rich repeat extensin-like protein 3. The transcript has a single exon. Bases 57 to 602 code for a protein of 181 amino acids. NCBI's taxonomy places the organism in Eukaryota, Viridiplantae, Streptophyta, Magnoliopsida, Myrtales, Myrtaceae. The record is from RefSeq and is a predicted model, not a curated record.
CCUCCUCCUCCUUCUUCGGAGGAUUUUGGUCUGUUUCCCAUUGAACCACAGCAAUAAUGAUUGACCCGACAAAAGUUUCCCUGCUAUACUUGUUUUUCACCGUCCUAAUCUUCGGCUUCGCAAUCCCAUCAACUACGUCAACAGCAACGACGGUCGCGGUCAAAACUGAAGCGUCAACAACACCACCAACGGUUGCAGCAGUAGUCUCCAGAGACCAAGUUACAUGCACAAUUAGCGCCGAAUGCGACAAUCCGUGCAAGCCUGUGCCUUCAACCCCACCGCCCCCACCGGAAGUCGAGUGCCCGCCGCCACCAUCUCCACCCCCGCCGGAAGUCGAGUGCCCGCCGCCACCGUCUCCACCCCCGCCGGAGGUCGAGUGCCCACCGCUGCCGAUGCCGCCGGCCUGCAGCGUGUGCGAGACACCUGAAUCCCAAAGCAUCUAUGUUUCCCCGCCUCCACCAAACCCUAUAGUGUCGACUUUCCCAUACUACUACCGUCCAGAGGAUUAUGGGGCCUCCAGUUCGCUCCACUCGCAGAUGAAUGCCGCUGUUUUUGCCACUUCUCUUGUUUUGAGUGGGACUCUCUACGUGCUACAUUUCUAGCUACUGCCCAGAUAAUAAUGUCGUCCCUCAUUGUACUCGUUUCUUAGCCAAAACAUGUACUCACCUUUGUUUUUUCUGUUUUAGGGUUUCAUUACUAAUUAAUGCUUCAUGCAUAGUCGUGGAUGUGAUCGAAUCAGAGUACAACGCCCCAUCUUAGAAGGUACAUUAGGCCUUUUAUGUGGCCCAGGAAUGAGAAUUUGUUUUUCGUUUGAGGGAAGUAUCCUCUCCUUUAUGUGGAUUAUAUUCUAUUCUCGAAUUCUUACUUUUUACUGUAGUUAUUGGCCGUUUUUCCUCGAGUUCUUUAUUGGUGAUCGAUGUGAGAAGAGGAAGAUUCCUAAUGAUACUAUGGGGAGGAUGGGUGUUUGUAUUGAUUAGGGUUGUUCAAGUCCACAACGGAUCAUGCAUGCCGUUUGCUCUUUCGGUCGGUUGUGUAUAUUUGAAGGUGGCGAGACUAUGAGAG